Limulus polyphemus (Atlantic horseshoe crab) is the source of this 696-nucleotide messenger RNA. Its product is annotated as paired box protein Pax-7-like. Gene Ontology annotation, biological process: anatomical structure development; regulation of transcription by RNA polymerase II. The record is from RefSeq and is a predicted model, not a curated record. The transcript has 5 exons. Gene Ontology annotation, molecular function: DNA-binding transcription factor activity, RNA polymerase II-specific; RNA polymerase II cis-regulatory region sequence-specific DNA binding. Bases 1 to 696 code for a protein of 231 amino acids. Lineage: Eukaryota; Metazoa; Arthropoda; Merostomata; Xiphosura; Limulidae.
AUGUUCACUGGGUAUCCGUUCCAAGGUCAAGGUCGGGUAAAUCAGUUAGGUGGUGUCUUUAUCAACGGCCGACCUCUGCCCAAUCACAUUCGUCUAAAGAUUGUAGAGAUGGCUGCUGCCGGAAUCAGACCUUGUACGAUAAGUCGUCAACUAAGAGUGUCGCAUGGUUGUGUAUCCAAGAUUCUCAACAGAUAUCAGGAGACCGGCAGUAUUCGACCAGGGGUUAUUGGCGGAUGUAAAACUCGAGUGACCAAUCCUGAUGUGGAGCAGAAAAUAAAAGAAUACAAAAAAGAAAAUAUAGGUAUUUUCAACUGGGAGAUCCGCGAUCGUUUGAUAAAGGAUGGAGUGUGCGACAAGAAUUCUGCACCAAACGUAAGUUAUAUUAACCGAGUUCUCCGAGGUGAUAUGCAACCAGAUGAUUCGAAUGACUAUUACAACAACUGUGAAGGAUACAAGAAGGCGGACCACAGUAUUGAUGGAAUUCUGGGUGGUCCUACGAAUAAUGAAGAGUCCGACUGUGAGUAUGAACCGGGCAUUCCGUUAAAGAGAAAAGAAAGACGUUCCCGAACUGCUUUUACUGAAGAACAGCUGGAAUAUCUGGAACGUACAUUCGAAAGAACUCAGUACCCGGAUGUGUAUACAAGGGAAGAACUGGCCCAAAGAACUAAGCUUACUGAAGCUCGUGUCCAGGUUUGA